Akanthomyces muscarius is the source of this 1212-nucleotide messenger RNA. RefSeq lists its product as uncharacterized. The transcript is spliced from 4 exons. Bases 1 to 1212 code for a protein of 403 amino acids. The record is from RefSeq and is a predicted model, not a curated record. Gene Ontology annotation, molecular function: protein binding. NCBI's taxonomy places the organism in Eukaryota, Fungi, Ascomycota, Sordariomycetes, Hypocreales, Cordycipitaceae.
AUGGGCUGGUUUGUCUCUGAUGCUCCUGGCACACUGAACAGCAUGGAGAAAUUUAUUCAGGAAGCCCGCAAAGCUAACCCUGGCGUCAAACUCGCCUUCGCAAACGUUCCUCAGCGCUCAUUCAUCGGCGGACGAGACGAUCUCCCCGUCAAGACAACCCUGUAUAACCGUGACUUGCCAGCCUUGCUCAAGAAGUACGACAAUGAGCUGGCUCCUACGAGACUCGUCGAUAUGGCGGGCAACUACGAUUGUCAGCCUGCACAUUGCCCGGCUGGUUAUGACGGCUUACACCCCAAUGCCUACGGCGAGUACCUCAUCGCCCAGUCCUUCAGCCGCACGCUCUACAGCGACUUCAGCGUCGGCAAGGGCCAGCUCCAGCUGCCCCGGUCCUACCUGCCACGCUCUCUGCCCGUCCCGAGCAACAUCAAAGCCGUACCGGAGCCCAUGGGCGUCAAGGUCACCUGGGAUGAGGUCUACCAGUCCAACUCGUACGACGUCCGCGUGCGCAUCGCCGGCAGCUCUGACUGGACUGAGUCGGGCGCCGGCACCAACCGCUUCGACCAGACUCUCACCGGCAAGAAUAUCAAGUGGGAGUUUCAGAUCCGGAGCAGCUACGGCGAGCCCGCGCAGGCGGCGCCAAGCGCGCUUGACAUUCGCACCUCGUCGUCAGGAGCCAGCCUCACCGUCUCCUGGGGCGCCGUGGACAAGGGCCCCGUUGACCGCUUCGGCGUGAUCGUAUGGGAUCGCGACACGCCCGGCGCUUUUAUCAACACUCACGGCGCGCGCGAGAGUCCCUUCACUCUGGACGGCCUCCACUCGGGGCAUCGGUAUGACAUCUGGGUCGAGACCUGGGGCGGUCCUGGCCUGGGUGGUCUACCGUCCGGCGGCAGUCCUGUUUUCAUUGGAGGCGGCUCGCCGUUGACGCCGACGGGGCUGAAAGCCGUCACGGUUGAUCCGACGACGGUGCAUUUGACGUGGAAUGCGGCGAAGAACGCCGCGGGAUACAAAAUCUACACCAACCCGGACGAGACGGCGCAGAAGACGGGAUCCAAGCCCAGCAAGGACGGGAAGCUGGCCAACGGUGACACGAACUGGGGCGAGACGUUCCUGUUCCCGGGUGCAUGGCACUUUGAGUUUUGUGUGUCGGCUAUCAAUGGCCAGAAGGAGUCUUCGCGGGUUUGCGCGACGGCACCCAAAGCGGAUGGUUUUUAG